Molecule: messenger RNA, 1577 nt
Organism: Bombyx mandarina (wild silkworm)
Lineage: Eukaryota; Metazoa; Arthropoda; Insecta; Lepidoptera; Bombycidae
Biological process (GO): transmembrane transport
Cellular component (GO): membrane
Molecular function (GO): transmembrane transporter activity
Source: RefSeq, a predicted model, not a curated record
AUUUUUUUCCGAGUUCUUUAACUACCCUAGAUCCCAUGGUACAAUGGUCCAGGUCUCGAGUGAGCUCGCACUCGUCUAUUUGGCCUGGUGAAACUAGAAAGUCCUUCGAGCCACCAGUAACUCUUCCAUCAUAAGAAAAGAGGUAGCUAACCUUCAAACUAACAAGGUAGUGGAAUCUAUUCUCACACGUUCUUACCUCGAUUUAGUUGUUGCCUACGAUCAUAGAUAUAAUAAUACAACUAUAUUUUCAGUGCUUUGCGGUAUCGAGUGUGACCUUCAACAUGAUAUCAUAUGGUAUGGUUAUCGGAUUUAACGCAUCACUGUUCUCAGACUUGAGGAAGAGUCGAGAGAUACCUUUGGACAAGGAUUCAGAGUCAUGGUUGGCAUCACUGAUCGGGAUAACUACACUAAUAGGAUGUCUCUUCACCUCACUAAUCAUAGAUCGAAUUGGCCGCAGACCUGCACUUCUUAUCAGCUCAAUACUCAUAGUCACCGGUUGGAUAACAUUCAGCUUGGCCUCAUCAUUUCCAGCCUUAUUAAUGGCGAAGAUAUCUCAAGGAAUGUCUAUCGGUCUUGGGACCACAAUGGGCGGUAUUUUGAUUGCAGAAUACAGCAGUCCAAAAUACCGAGGAUCUUUCAUCGCGACGAUACCUGCUGCGAUGUUAGUUGGUAUUUUAGCUUCACAUUCACUUGGCUUGUUUUACAACUGGUUUCAAAUUGCGAUAAUCCUUUUGUUUUGUUCUUUACCCGGAUUGAUAAUUGCUAUAUUUACACCGGAAUCACCGACUUUUCUGGCAACUAAAGGACGCUACGAUGAAUGCAGAAAGGUUUUCCGCUGGCUGAGGGGUUCAGAGGAUGAUGACGAGCUGGAGAAAAUGAUCGAAGCCGAUAUGAUCGUUAAAGAAGCCAAGAAAAGUUGUAGAAAUAACGUGUCAAAACUAAUUAAGCAAAAUUUAAUGUAUUUUAUCACGUCGUUCAAAAAGCGCGAAUUUUACAUUCCAGUAUUUAUAGUGAUACAUUUGAAUGCCAUUAAAGAAUUUUCUGGUGCUAUUGUCCACGAUUCGUAUCCUAUGGAUAUUUACACAGCAUUAUAUGGUACAGAUAUUUACAUGUUCAAAGUAAUCGCAUCGUUGGAUUUGCAAAAAAUAUUCGCUACUUUUUUAACAAUUUAUUUAACGUCUGGAAUAAGAAGGCGUCCACUCUACCUCACGCUUGUAGGACUGAAUAUACUAUCGUUGCUGUGUGAGGCCGGAUACAUAUACGCUAGGCGUCACAAUCUUCUACCUUUUGACCAUAUAGCUAUUGUGAUAUGUUUGCAACAUUUCCAUAUGUUCACCAGCGGAGUUGGCGCUACUUCUUUAACCGCAAUAAUUAGUAAUGAAUUAUAUCCAAUGCAAAAUAGGGGUUUGUGUGGGAUGAUUUGUAGUGCAAUUCUCUCAAUUUACAUGUUUGUAAACAUCAAGUCCGCGCCGUAUCUAUUCUCUCUGAUUGGUGUAGAUGGAACGUUUUGUGUCUAUGCAGUGCUGCUGCUUUAUAGCCUGGUCGUGUCUUAUUAUAUGGUACCAGAAANUUAUUAA